Molecule: messenger RNA, 3532 nt
Organism: Durusdinium trenchii
Lineage: Eukaryota; Dinophyceae; Suessiales; Symbiodiniaceae
Source: the annotation of a GenBank genome assembly
AUGUCAACCCUCCGCAACUCACAGGGCAAGGCGCGUGCGUUUUGCAUCAAGGGCCGUGCUUGCUCCUUCGUGCCGGGCCAAGAGCGGGUGGCCGAGGAGAAUUUGUCCAAGGCACUGAAGUUGGACCCGCAGCUGCUGGAUGCUUGGAACGGCUUGGGCGAGGUCUAUUGGAACAUGCAGGACAUUCCACAGGCGCAGCGAUGUUUUGAACAAGCGCUUGAGAUGUGCACGCCCAAUCCGGUCUCCUUGCGGAAUUUGUCCAUGGCGCUUCGUGCGGGAGGCGGCCAUGAUGAUGCUUCUCAGGCCGCCUCGCGUCGCCAGAACUAUGCCAAGGCGCUGGAGAAGGCGAAGGAAGCCGUGGCGCUGGGGCCAGAGGAUCCCCUCAACUGGGAGACGUUGGGGAACGCCUAUAUUGGCAACUUCUUUGUGAAUGCCAAACGGCCGGAUGAGAUCAAAAGGGCCUUGAUUGCAUACGAGAAGAGUGAUGCUGCCUACGCCAAGUUGGGGAAGUGGAACCCAUCGUUGCACUUCAAUCGGGGCAUGGCGGCCAAAUAUGUGGAGGACUACGACUUGGCACUGAGAUCCUUCGCUCGGGCGCAGGAGAUUGGUGCCGUGGGUGCUGCGGAGGAGCGGCGCAAGGUCCUCGAGCUCAUCGAACAGUUGGUGGAGCACUUGGAGAAGAAGGGCGCCCGGAGGACUCGGAGCUUGAAGGAGACGGGUGUGUUUUGCUGCCCCACCCAGCAACGCGAUGCGAUGCUGCUCGCAUGGUGUCGCAUGGAUGCUGUCGUGCGCUUGGCCGUCAUGUGGAUCAGUACCGAAACCUCAAGGCAGCAGACUCAGACGACUCCAGACCCGCCGCUCGCCGCAGCCGAGUACUUCAGUCUUGGCUACUGUACGCGAGGGCCCGGCCCAAAGGCCUUCAGUGCUUUCUCCGCUCCAACUCCACCGGAGGACGAAGACGCCGGGCAAAGCAUGGGGACGCGUGGCACGCGUGAAGCCUUGCGCGGGGCACGCGUGAAGGCAGCCCAGCUGCAGCAGGCUGCAGAGGAGGCUCGAAAGGAAGCUUAUGGUGGCCUGCUGGUGCUUGGGAAGCUGCUCAUCACUUUUGUGGUGCUCCUGCUGAUUACUUACCUGGCGCGUAUGGCACAUUUGCGACAGCUCAAUCAGGCACAGAAUCAGGUGAGGACUUUAAAAGCAGAGCUGAAUAUGGCCCAGAAUGAGAGCGCCACGUUCCAAGGGCAGCGGGACCUUCUCAGGUCUCUCCAGAUGGAGCUCCGCAGCGCUCAGAGCCUCGCUGAGCGGCGCGCUGCUGCGGCCGAGCAGCGGGACGCUCGGUGUCCAACGAUCUGCUGCUUGAGGAUAGCGGGCCUGGGAUGGCUCGUCUCAGUCGAUCGACUUCGGCCAAACCACUGGAGGGGCUUUUCUUCGGCAUUCGAGGCCACCGAGCUUCUCGGCGAGCGUGAAGGGAUCAUCAAGGAUCUGGAUGAGGAGCUGGAGGUGGCGGGUGCAGUGGUGGAGCAUUUGAGACAAGAGUUGACCAUGGGCGGCAUGGAGCUCCGGAGUGCGGCGUUGAAGGACCAGAAGGUCUUGGCCGAGCUAUCGAUGUUGGUCACCAAGCUGCUGGAGCGUGGCCACCGACGACAGUUUGCAGAGGAAGGCCUGAUCCGAGAUCUGCGGCAAGAGAUCGAGGACACUCAUCGGCGUGCUAACGCCUCAGCGGCCUUUGCGGCAGCAGCCUCGACAGCUGCUUUGCAGGAUGCGAAGAAGCACCAGACUGAACUGCAAGGUGACCUGCAGGUGGCACAUGAAGAAGCGAAGCGACUCAGGAGCGGCCUCGAGUCUGUGGAGCACGAGGCCAGUGUGCGGCAGGUGCAGCUGCUACAGGCCAACCAAGAGGUCAAAGACCAUGAAGUCAAGGCGGUCCACAAGCUUCAGGAGCAACUUCACAUCAGCGAAUCACUGGUGAAAAACCUCCUCCACCAGUUGUCAACGGCAGACGACCAGCGAAAGCAAGGAGAGCAGAAACUCUUGAGCCUGCAAGAGCAGCUUGAGACCAAGGACCUGCAGAGUGGCAAGCAUCUGGAGACCGCUUUGGCGGUGAAGGUCCUCUCUGUGCUGAAGCGGGCUGGUGAGGUGCCCGUCAUCGCCGUGUGCUGCGACUCGUCCGGAGAGUAUUUGGCACUCUCCAUGUACAAUACGGAGCUGCCCAAGUUUGAGCAGGUGGUGAUCCCCGGGAGAACCGUCUUGGCAGUCGAAGAGGCGAAGCUCCGACAGAUCUCAGUGACAGCGGCACCGCAUCAGCUGAGCUAUUCCUGCGUGGCCGUAGGCAACCCAGCGGAGCUCACUGUGAUCUCGGGUGGAGCGCCAGGCAGCGAAGCGCUGCUGAAACUCAACGGCCGGCCAAUGGCGAACACCGUCGCGCUCUGCCUGGCGGGGCUUUUGCAUAGCCUUCCACGCACGGCGCAGCGGCUGCAGCACUUCCUGGCAGAACCGCUGGGCGCGGACGUCUUCGUCACGGGGCCGCUGCUCGAACCGGAGGAGUGGCUGCAUGGAUUGGCAGAGCUCAGGACCUUGCAGACCGUCCGCUUGGAGAAAGAAAAUGUGACGGCAGCCUUGUACAGUUCCAAGUCGCCCUUCUUGGCCGAAGCGCUGAAGAUCCGUGGGAACUGGCUCGGCUGUUUGGACCGAGAGCUUCCAGAGAGCAGAGGUCGAGACAUGCGCCGCAAGGGCAGCGGACUUUGCCUCAUCUAUGGGCAGAAGCAAUGCAUGCUGAUGAUCGAGGACUGGGAGGCUAAGCGUGGCAGGCCCUACGAGCGCAUCAUUUUUAGCCGACCAGACUUCCAUUGGAUCGCUCCUCACAUUCCACUGUCCUACCUCUCCACCGAGCACAUUUGGGUCAUGGAUGGUGAGGACAACGGUGGCCUCAAUGACCGUCAUUGGAUUUUCCCGCGGCAUUUGAUGCGAGUGGUCCUGGGCGCCUGGGAUCAUAUUGUCGACGGCUUCGUUGUAUGGAUGCACCAGGCGGCACAGGUGCUACCCUGGUGGGGUGCGGAGACCUUCUUCGGCCUCCGCUUGAUGCAGCUGGGCUAUCACGAGCUCAUCCGGCGCCUGCCAGCUUAUCAGCGUGGAGAGGGUAGCAAGAACCAGUCGUGAAACUUGUCCAAUGGAUUGGAGGCAAUAUGACAUCAGACGGCAGUUGCUUUCCCCAUGAGCAAGCACAGCAAAUGGAAGCAUGCAAAUCAAGACUGGGUGGAACCUCACUCACCUUCAAUUCUUCUCAGUGAUUCGUUCUGUGUCGAUCUUGUCAGUGAUUCGUUCUGUUUCGAUCUCACCAAAGACAGGGCUUGCAAUCUUGUAAAGUGCGAACCGCAUCCAGUCGCAUCAUUCGACUGUUGAGUGAUGUUGAAUGAAUCAUACCCAGACUCAGACACUCCAUGUAUGACAGGACCUAUUCACGAAAGCUAGCCUUAGCUAGCUGGAGUUGCUCUUGCUUUAGCAAGUUAAGUGACGGGGUGGACGCACCUCAGAAACC